Molecule: messenger RNA, 2530 nt
Organism: Polyodon spathula (Mississippi paddlefish)
Lineage: Eukaryota; Metazoa; Chordata; Actinopteri; Acipenseriformes; Polyodontidae
Exons: 10
Coding region: 117-2216 (699 amino acids)
Source: RefSeq, a predicted model, not a curated record
UUGAUCUGGAAAUUGCACAGACGUUUGCGGGAGAUUAUACCUGGUGUAAACGGAAAUUAAACUCGAUAACCGAGAACAUUGGCUUUUAAGCAAAUAAAUAAAUAGUGGAAGAAAGCAUGAUUUAUCUGCGUUUCUUAAGUUUGUUAGUUUUAAAAAUAAAAGUUAUUUUAAGCUUCCUACCAAGAAAAACAGGAAGGAAUCGGAAGAUCGAAGGAGAGACGAAAGUGAAUGCGCACACGUUGGACAGAGCUGCUACAGAGUGCAGGGUGGCCAACAUAAUCAAGGGAGAUCCUGACUGUGCCGAACUACAAGCCCAUUACAAGAAGCCAGGGUCAUCCUAUGAGCUGAAAUACUCCGGGAGAAACAUUGUGAACGACCAUGGGGCCUUCAUUAUCAUGGAAAGCUGUGAACAAGCAGAAAACAUUGCUAUCUCACUCACAAGCGCUGUAGUCCUGGAGCUCCCAGUCCAAACUUCAGCCAACCCCAGAACCGCUAGUAAGGAAACCAGUGCUCUUACGAAGCAGGUCUGUUCCAGUGAUUCACCUGAGCAAUUAGGUCAAAGGGUGUUUUGUUCCGAGUCAGGCAGUCUGGAAGGCUUCCAAGAAGGUUGCGGUGGCCUUGAAUUGACAGAAGGCAAGUCUGACCCUGUGAGUCCAAUCCAAGAGACAAUGCCUGUAGAUAGUCUCCUACACGAUGCACCUCCAGGAGCAAAAGCCUUGAGCCAGGAGUCUGGGUGCAAUAUCUGGGCUCCCAUUCAAGACACCACCCACAUGGCUGGAUCUCAGUUUGAAGGGCUUUCCUCCCCUCCUGCUGGUACUGGAGACCUUCUGUAUCCUAGAAGCAGAUCUGAUGUUGACAAACUUGAAUAUCCCAAUCACAAUCGUUCCUGCGCAGGCACCUCUUCCAAAAUUCCUCCUUGUUCCGGAGUGGUUCAGACCUGGUCCCAGACAUUCAGUGAACCAGAUUUUGCAAUUUGGGAAAGUCAGGCAGGAAGCCAAGGAAGCAAUCCUGAGAUGUCAAAGCCGGACAACGAAAUGCUGGUUUCCUGCUUGCUUUCUGAGAGCAGUUUACAGGCUGACGGACAUUCCGUUAAAGACAAAAGCAUCUUGUCUGCCGCUAGUGUCUGUGAAAGCCAACCUAUGACCAACAAUUCCCUUCGCAAAGAUACCGUUUCAGACGCCUGCCUUGAAGUAUGCCCCUCCAGUGUCACAAGUCUUACCGCUUCUCCUCCUGUGGCAGCAUUGAUGAACCAACCCUUGUUUCUGAUUGAGAAAACCGUAGCUGGAGAAAAAAUUUGGGAAGAAAGACCAAAGGCGACUGUUUCCAAAAACGUGGCUUGCACCCCAGAAAAAGAAUCUGCUGACCUCUCAACUCCUGCUGACCUUUCAACUCCUGCUAACCUGAACCAUCUUGUGGUUGAUGCUACAGAUAAUCGGGGCGUCACUCGCCUCCGCUCGGUUAUCCCAAACAGAGAACCGUCAAAGAAGUCAUCGAUUCCCUUGAUUAACACUGUGGGCCCCCGUAACUCUGCUGUGAGUAAAAAUAAAUCCAAGCCUACAGUUAAAAAGAAGACAAAAUCUAUGUUAACCUGGUUGGUAUUUUUGUGCAGCAUCUUUCCUGUGGAAUUGAUGGAUGCAUGUAUUGGACAGAGUGCUUCCCUCCUUUUCCCCUACAAAGUGAAUGGCUUGACCAGUGUGAGUCAUAAGACAAAAGACCUCUGCCAUCUCAGUGUUAGCGAUGCUUUGGCUGGCUCCUGUGUUUCCUGUUCUGGUCUGCAGCUGUGCUUCAAUGAAUCUCUCUACCCUACUCUGCACUUCCCAGCAGUGUCUGUAAAAAACAAAGGGACAUACACAGUCUCCUGGGAAGUGAAAGAAUCAGUACAUGGGCAUUCUGACAGUCAGGACCUCAAUGUUAAUGAAUGUGUGACUGUGUCUGUGCUGGACCAGUUUCCAGGCCAGAAUGCCACCCAUGUGCCAGUAGAUCAAGAAAAGAAAAACAGACUAUGCAUCACCUACUUUGGCAUUCUAGUUUGUAUUGGCAUUACUGCCUUGCUUGCCAUUGUAGGUCUAGCUGGGAUUGCAAAAUGUCAACAAAAGAAGAACAUGGAUGAGCCGCAGGAAACCCGCAAUGGAUUUCUGGAUUCGAACCAGGGAGCCAGUUCUGGAGACGAGGAAGCAGGGAAUGGGCUGUGCCAGAACAAUGAAACCCACUUUUAACUACUCAUUUUUUUCUAUGACGCAUGCUUUUGUACUUCCCUUUUUUAGCAUUCUGUAAACCAUAUUAUCCUUUUUAAACAUUAAGCAACAUAUAUUAAUGUAAUACUACCAUUACUAAUGUAAUUAUUGAGUAAACAUUAUAGACUUAAAUUCCUCAUAACAAUCCUGAUAAUUAAAGAAAGACAGAGCCUCGCCUUACAAGGGCUGUUGCAGAAAACCAUUGAAAAGAAACCUGGAACUCAUCCGCUGCCCUGCAGGCUCCUGAUUACUGUGCUGUACUUUAUGUAGGUCAAAUAAAACACCUUUCUUCUGCU